AUGGAUGUUCUUGGUACCGCUCGGGCCUAUAUCAAAGAGAUGGUGAAUCUAGCUGGUCCUCAAAUGAAAGUAAUUCUUAUGGAUAAGGAGACGACUACAAUUGUGUCCUGCGCUUUCGCUCAGUCGGAAAUGAUGCAAAAAGAGGUGUACCUCUUUGAGCGUCUCGAUUCUCCAGUUCCUCGUGAACCGAUUAAACACCUAAAAUGCCUGGUUUUUAUUCGACCAACUCCUGACAAUGUACAGCUCUUAUCAACCGAGUUGAGGAAUCCACGAUAUGCCCAGUACUACAUCUAUUUUUCAAAUAUCGUUAGCAAAACUGAUCUGAAGAUGUUAGCUGAAGCUGAUGAGCAUGAGACGGUCAGAGAAGUCCACGAGUUCUUUGUUGAUGGUAUCGCAUUGAGUCCACCGUUGUUCUGUGUGAAUCUGAAGGAAGUUUAUGACCGUUCCUUCAAUCUAACUCCAUCUGCCUUCCUCCGAAUCAAACAAGCUCUUGUUGCGUUGCUUCUGAAUCAAAAGAAGAAGCCUUUGAUAAGGUAUCAACGUUCAUCGGAAGAUUGCAAACGUCUUGCUGAUGACUUGAAUCAGGUUAUGCGCCGCGAGGAGGGCCUGUUCGAUAAUGCGAAGCGGGAUACCGUUCUGUUGAUAAUUGACCGUAGUGAGGACCCUGUCACUCCACUGUUGAACCAAUGGACGUACGAAGCUAUGGUUCAUGAGCUUAUUACAAUCAACAAUAAUCGGGUAGCUGUUGAUAAUCAGAGCAUGGUGCUAAGUGAAUUGCACGACGAAUUCUACGCAAAGAAUGUUUCCUCAAAUUUUGGCGAAAUUGGACAAAAUAUAAAGCUGCUUAUGAACGAGUUCCAACAAAAGUCACAAAUUCACAAAAAUUUGGAAUCUAUAGCGGACAUGAAGAAUUUUGUAGAAGAAUAUCCUCAGUUCAAAAAGAUAUCAGGAACUGUUUCAAAGCAUGUCACGUUAAUGGGUGAACUCAGCAAAAUUGUCGCAAAUCAGAAUUUAUUGGAGAUUUCUGAGGUCGAACAGAGCAUAGUUGCUGAAGGUGAUCAUUCGCGAUGUUUAGAACGAGUCCGUGCCCUUAUCAACCAUCCCAAAACCACAACUUUAAAUGCUCUUCGACUUGUGCUCCUAUACGCCCUUCGAUUCGAAGGAAAUCCGAACAAUGAUCUCAGUGCACUAGUGAACUUGCUGAAGAGGCAUACCGAUGCCGCAAACGUUGUCCGGGCUCUGUUACGGUAUGCGGGUUCUGCUCGAAGGAAAAGUGAUCUUUUUGGGGAAGGUUCAACUAUGGAGAUGACGAAAAGAUUCAUAAAAGGACUGAAAGGUGUGGAGAAUAUUUAUACACAACACGAGCCAUACAUCAAAAGCAUUAUGGAGAACGUGACUAGAGGAAAACUUUCCGAGCAGCAAUAUCCUUAUGUAGCUGGAGACGUAACGAAUGUUCGUCAGGAUAAUUUGAUUAUCUUUAUCGUUGGUGGUGCAACUUUCGAAGAAGCGUUAUUUGUUCGAUCGCAAAAUGAGAAACGCAUGCAAGGUGGUGGAGGACCGGCUGUGACCCUAGCCACAACGUUUAUGCACAACACGACGAGUUUUAUCGAACAGUUCUCAGUUUCGUCGCACUGGGCACGCUAA
Molecule: messenger RNA, 1644 nt
Organism: Necator americanus (New World hookworm)
Lineage: Eukaryota; Metazoa; Nematoda; Chromadorea; Rhabditida; Ancylostomatidae
Exons: 16
Coding region: 1-1644 (547 amino acids)
Biological process (GO): intracellular protein transport; vesicle-mediated transport
Cellular component (GO): Golgi membrane
Source: RefSeq, a predicted model, not a curated record